Messenger RNA from Dioscorea cayenensis subsp. rotundata (Guinea yam), 3645 nucleotides. RefSeq lists its product as uncharacterized. The coding region runs from base 1 to 3645 and encodes 1214 amino acids. Gene Ontology annotation, molecular function: nucleic acid binding. The record is from RefSeq and is a predicted model, not a curated record. Lineage: Eukaryota; Viridiplantae; Streptophyta; Magnoliopsida; Dioscoreales; Dioscoreaceae. Gene Ontology annotation, biological process: DNA integration. The transcript has 4 exons.
AUGGCUGCUAACAACUAUCAAUGGCCUAAUGAGCUGAAAACAUGCCAAGGAAGGUGGGCUGGAGUACAUGAGAUAGAUGCUAUUACCAACCUUUCAACCCAAAUAGCAGCUCUCUCAAAGCGAUUCAUGAAUAAUAAUUUGCUAGCAAAUGCGAUGAAAGACUACAUCUCCGGGCUUGUGAAAUGUGUAAUGGGCCUCAUCAAAGCUUUGAAUGUCCAAACUGGAUGGCGGAAUCAUCCUAACCUGUCUUGGAAAAAUAACUCAACCAUGCAGGAACAGAGCAACCCACCCCAAGAGAAGAAAAUAAAUCUGGAGGAAGCAAUGGCUCAGUUAGCUACAACUCAAACGCAGUUCAUGAAUGAAACUCGCACUAGCCUGCAAAAUCAGUCUGCACAAAUUAGGAAUUUGGAGGUUCAGUUAAGUCAAAUGGCAGGUAUGCUAACAGAGAGACAACAAGGAAACUUGCCUAGCACAUCUGAGGCAAAUCCAAGAAAGAGUGGCAAUGAACAAUGUAGUACAAUUACUUUGAGGAGUGGAAAGGAAUUGAAGAUGGCAGAGAAAAAGUCUGAGUCUGUAGAUCAGAAGCAUGAACAAGAUAACCGUGAACACAAUAAAUCUGAAGCUCCGAUUGAAGCACCAUUAUCUCAAGAUAGAUUUACAAGAAUCCCUUUCCUCAUACUGAAGAAGAAUAAACUUGACCAGAAGCUUAAGGAUUAUGAGAGCAGAUCAGCACUUUCAUCAAGAAUGCAGACGCAAUCUUGCAAAAAGAAGUUGCCACCCAAACUCAAGGAUCCAGGCAGUUUUACCAUCCCAUGCUCGAUUGGGAAUGUGGUGUUUGAGAGGGCAUUAUGUGAUUUGGUAGCAAGUAUCAAUUUAAUGCCCUUAUCAAUCUUCAAGAAGCUUAACUUGGGAGAAGCGCGGCCUACUAUAGUCACAUUGCAACUAGCAGAUUGUUCAUUGAAGCAUCCCAGGGGAGUAAUUGAAGACGUUCUUGUCAAGAUAGAUAAGUUCAUAUUUCCAGCUGAUUUCAUUGUACUUGACAUGGAAGAAGAUAAAGAUAUUCCAAUUCUGCUUGGCAGACCAUUUCUAGCUACUGGGAGAGCACUUAUUGAUGUGCAAAAGGGGGAAUUAUGUCUUCGGGUCCAAGAAGAAGAAGUGACUUUCAAUGUUUUUGAUGCUAUUAAAUAUCCUCAAGCAAGUGAUUGUUGCUUUCGUAUUGAUGAUAUGCAGGUAAUACUACCAAACUCAGUGAAAUUACAAGAUUCCUUGGAGGCCAGCUUAACUCAAGAGUGUAUUGAUGAUAUAGAAGAGAUGGAGGUGAAAGAAUAUCUAGAGUGGAUGGAUUCUUUUGAGCCAAAUAGGAGGAAGUACUUUGAACCAUUGGGACAAAAUCCUAUAUGUCUCAUUCCAUCUAUUAACAACCCACCAAUUCUUGAAUUAAAACCUUUACCAACACAUCUCCGUUAUGCAUAUUUGGGAGAAUCCACUACCCUACCGGUGAUUAUUUCAUCAUCACUUUCUCUUAAAGAAGAAGACAAGCUAUUGAGAGUCUUGAGGGAGCACAAAUCAGCAAUUGGAUGGUUAUUAGCUGAUAUUAGAGGAAUACGACCAUCUAUGUUAUUGGGUCACAAAAUUUCAUCCAAAGGCAUUGAAGUUGACCGAGCAAAGAUUGAAACAAUUGGAAAGUUACCACCCCCAACAUCAGUUAAAGGAGUUCGGAGUUUUCUUGGUCAUGCUGGAUUUUAUAGAAGGUUUAUCAAAGAUUUCUCCAAGAUCGCCAAGCCAUUAUCUCAUCUUCUUGAGAAGGGAGUCUCUUUUGUGUUUGAUGAAGAAUGUAAACGGGCUUUCUUUAUUUUGAAGGACAAAUUAGUAUCAACACCCAUAGUUGUGACUCCAAACUGGGAAUUACCAUUUGAACUGAUGUGUGAUGCAAGUGAUUAUGCAAUUGGAGCUGUUCUUGGACAACGUAUUGAUCGGGUAUUCCAUGUCAUCUACUAUGCAAGUCGAACCCUUAAUGAGGCACAACUUAAUUAUGCAACAACAGAAAAAGAAUUAUUGGCUAUCGUUUUUGCCUUUGACAAAUUCCGGCCAUACUUGAUUGGGAACAGAGUUAUUGUUUUUACUGAUCACUCAGCAAUUAAAUAUCUCUUAGCAAAGAAGGAUGCAAAGCCAAGACUUAUUCGGUGGGUGUUAUUAUUACAAGAGUUUGAUUUGGAGAUCAGAGAUAAGAAGGGUUCAGAGAAUCUCGUUGCAGAUCAUCUUUCACGACUAGAGUUAGCUAAUGACAUGUUGCCAUCAGAAGUGCCUAUUGGUGACAAUUUCCCAGAUGAGCAAAUACUUGCAGUAUCUCAUAAUCGGCCUCCAUGGUAUGCUGACUAUGUAAAUUACCUUGCAGCUAAUAUUCUUCCACCCGAAUUGUCAUACCAACAAAGAAAAAAGUUUCUCUCUGAUGUGAACCAUUAUUAUUGGGAGGAACCAGUUUUGUACAAGCAUUGUGCUGAUCAAAUCAUAAGGCGUUGUGUUCCUGAAGAAGAGAUGGAAGAUUUGUUGAAUCAUUGUCAUACACUUGAGUGUGGAGGACACUUUGGGGGUAACAGAACUACUGCAAAAAUUCUUCAGUCAGGAUUUUAUUGGCCAACCUUAUUUAAAGACGCUCAUGUUUUUGUCACUUCUUGUGAUCGCUGUCAAAGAAUGGGAAAUAUUUCUAAGCGGAAUGAAAUGACUUUGAAGAACAUGCUUGAAGUAGAACUGUUUGAUGUAUGGGGCAUAGAUUUUAUGGGACCUUUUCCUUUGUCAUAUAAUAACAAGUACAUCUUGCUUGCAGUCGACUAUGUAUCCAAGUGGGUAGAAGCUAUAGCAACUCAUACAAAUGAUGGUAAAGUGGUGUGCAAUUUUCUUCAAAAGUUUAUUUUCACAAGGUUUGGUGUUCCACGGGCAAUAGUAAGUGAUGGAGGUUCACUUUUUUGCAACAAACCAUUUGAAUCCCUAUUAUUGAAGUAUGGAGUCAAACAUAAAACAUCAUUAGCAUAUCACCCGCAGACCAAUGGACAAGCAGAAAUAUCUAACCGACAAGUAAAACAGAUUUUGGAGAAAUUAGUAAGCAAUUCUCGUAAAGAUUGGGCUAAGAAACUAAAUGAUGCAUUAUGGGCAUAUCGCACUGCUUUUAAAACACCAAUUGGAAUGUCCCCAUAUCGGCUAGUCUAUGGUAAAGCGUGUCAUCUUCCUGUUGAGUUGGAACAUAAAGCUUAUUGGGCUAUGAAGCAGUUGAAUAUGAGCAUGCAAGCAGCAGGAGAGAAACGUAUUUUACAAUUAAAUGAGCUCGAUGAAUUUCGAAAUGAAGCUUAUGAAAAUGCAAAAAUUUAUAAGGAACGAACAAAAGCUUGGCAUGACAAAUUCAUCUUGCGCAAAAACUUUUUGCCAGGACAACAGGUAUUUUUAUUUAACUCAAAGUUGCGACUAUUCCCAGGUAAAUUUAAGUCAAAGUGGUCUGGACCAUUCACCAUCACCAAGGUGUUUCCUUAUGGCGUCGUGGAGAUCAAUCAACCCGAAAAAGGAGCUUUCAAAGUUAAUGGACAGAGAUUAAAGCUAUAUUUUGAGGGAAAUUUUGACAAAGACAAAACGAAUAUCGUCCUUAACUCACCAUAA